AUGUUCGAGAAAACUCUGACAGAUGUCGUCAAAGGCAUUCGGGCCUCGAGACGCGACACCAGUCUCUACAUCAGUCAAUGCAUUGCCGAGAUCAAGGCCGAAAUCAACUCGAGUGAUAUGUUUGUCAAGGCAAAUGCUCUUCAAAAACUGACCUUUCUGCAAAUGAUGGGAUACAACAUGAGCUGGGCGAGUUUUGCGUCGAUUGAAGUCAUGAGCUCACCGCGCUUUGCACACAAACGAAUUGGGUACCUCGCGGCUUGCCAAGGCUUCACGCAAGAUACCGACGUGAUUUUGCUGACAACCAACUUGCUCAAAAAAGAACUUCGCGGUGGAGUCUACGAGGCUGGAUUGGCCGUCAAUUGCAUAUCCAAUAUUGUCACGGAAGAUCUGGCCAGGGACCUCCUCCCAGAACUGACAGGCCUGACGUCUCAUCCACAGCCAUAUUUGAGAAAAAAGGCAAUUUUAUGUCUAUUCAAGGUCUUUGUCAAAUAUCCACAAGGACUCAGACUCACCUUUGCCAGAAUACAGCAAUGUCUUGAAGAUCCAAAUCCCUCAGUGGUCUCCUGUGCAGUCAAUGUCAUCACUGAACUCAGCGACAAAAACCCAAAAAAUUACCUCCCUCUGGCACCACAAUUCUUCAAGCUGCUCACCACUUCCAGUAAUAACUGGAUGUUGAUCAAAGUCGUCAAGCUAUUGGGGAGUUUGGUUCCUGAAGAGCCACGGCUCGCGCGAAAACUUUUGGAACCAUUGGCAGACAUUGUCAGAAACACAAAGGCCAAAAGUUUGCUUUUCGAAGCUGUACACACCAUUACAUUAUGCUUGCCGUAUUGCAAGAGAGCAGAUGGAAGCAUGCCCGCCAACGUGCCAGAAAUUGUCACUCUGUGUGCAGAAACGUUACAAGCGUUUGUCAACGAGGCCGAUCAAAAUCUCAAGUACUUGGGAUUGGUGGGGUUUGGAUCCUUGAUGCAGUCACACCCUCAGGUGCUCACCACUCCGGCAUAUCGGCCCAUCGUUCUGGCUUGUUUGUCAGACCAGGAUGUUACCAUCCGAACAAGGGCAUUGGGAUUGCUUUCAGGCAUGGCAUCACGCAGGAACCUCAUCGAACUAGUUACACAACUUUUGAAGCAUGUGGAACAGGCCACUGGCAGCUACAGAUACGAUCUCGUGUCCAAAAUCAUUGACAUGUGCUCCAGCGAAAAGUAUGCACUUCUGCCGGAUUUCUCAUGGUAUCUGAAUGUAUUGUUCCAGUUGGGUCACAUACAAGGCUUGGAAGCACAUGCUGAGCUUUUGAGUUCACAAAUAGCAGACGUUGCCUUGCGUGUGCUUCCAGUGCGACGCUACGCUGUUGGCCGUUCCAUUGAAAUACUGCUGGAAAGAAACGGUGUGCCGUCGUCUGACCCGUUCGGAGACAAUGGCGGUACAACCAACAUUAUGCCCGAGAUUUUGCCUGCCGUGGCAUGGAUUGUGGGAGAGUACUCGGAUCUUAUUCGAAUGUGCCUCGCGGAUGCUGAGGAAGGUCGCCUUCUGGAACGGUACAAGAAAAGCGCGUAUCAUUCGAUUGUCCAGGCGUGUACUGCCACAUCCAAUUGCGACAAACUAGCUGCGAGCACACAGGAAGUUUACCUACAAACGGCGAUAAAAGUGUUUGCAGCCGCCACAGCAGAUCCACAAGCACCGGAAGAAGAACUAGAGGAUACAUACAAAACCCUUCGACAAAACUUGCCAUUGUACUUGCGCAGCACGGACGUCGAAGUACAGGAAAGGGCUUUCACCUCGCAUGCACUUCUCGUUUCCCUUGGCCUGACCGGUGGUGGUGGUGGUGCUAUGGCAGCUCUUCCAGUAGUAAACCAGACCAGUGAUCUGCUGGGAAUGAACUCGACCGAGGCCGAUAUCACUCCGAUACAACCAGACCCUCCUCUAACAGGACGCUCGCCUGGUUAUCGUAACGCCGCCUCUGUAUUGAAUUACACAACAAAGCCAGGGCCAAUGAAACCAUCAAGCGCCCGAUCGCAAAAGAAGAAAUCUCAAUCACCCAUCGGCGUUGACGUGAGUGAUAUUGCUUCGGUCGAUAUUUCGGUGUUCUCCUCCUUGCUGGAUGGAGUUUCGCGUUUCACACCAAUGGAAGUGUCGUUCACCAAACAAAAAGAAACAUUGCUAUCCGAAGGAAGGCCACCACCAGCGCGGGCGAUUCCAGGGGAGUCGAUGCAAGUGUUCGACAAUUCCAGAUUUUCUGGUGGCGCUGAUAGUGCUGGAUUCGGGGCCGUGUCGAAUGUUGCGGCGACGGCAGGUGGCUCGCCAAUGCGCCAUAACGAUCCAUUCUAUCUGCGCACGAACGACACCACCACAACGGAGACUCAAGACAUUGGCCAAUUUGGAAUGAUCGAACUCACUGGCGUUGACGGGGAAGAAACCCACAACGAGAAAAGCAAAAAGAAGAAGAAAAAGAAGAAACAAAGCAAGAGUGAUCAUCAGAAUACUAUCGCGGUGGGUGGAUUCGGAGUGGCUGUGUAUGACAGCGACGAAGAAGGCGAGGAGCUGACAGUUGGGCGCCAGGCUAAGAAGCCUGGCAAAGAAUUUGCAAGUCUUGCCCGUGUCGACCUAUCGGAGCCUUUGAGACACGACGAAGUCAUGCCAGAACGUAAACAUAGGACUGUACCUGAUAAUCCACCGAGUGAGAGGGCAAGCAAAAAAGAAAAGAAAACCAAGAAAGAGAAGAAAAAGAGGAAAAAGGAAAAAGCAGAGGAGGCCCCGGCAGCGUCGGGUGGUAUCGAAGGCGACCUUCUCGGCCUCGGGUUCGAGAGCCCCAUGCCGGUCCAGUCCAAUCCUCCCAUGCAAACAAUGCCACAAAGCAACUUCAUGGCUCCAGCGCAGGCUCAACCUCCUCCCGUGGCCAGCAGCAACGCCGUCAGCGACGCCUUUGAGGACCUUCUCGGUUUGCAACCAACGACAGCCCCGCCACAGCUGCCAACCCCAGCUUCGCAACCCACCUCCUUCGCACCUGCAAACUACGGCCAACCGUUUCCAGUAAUGGGCAUGAACACAGCUCAAGCAGCCCCUAAACCGUCCAAAAAGGAGAAGAAAUCAAAGAAGGAGAAGAAGAAAAAGAAGAGUAAGGCUUAA
Messenger RNA from Seminavis robusta, 3120 nucleotides. The record is from the annotation of a GenBank genome assembly. NCBI's taxonomy places the organism in Eukaryota, Bacillariophyta, Bacillariophyceae, Naviculales, Naviculaceae.